GGACAUCAACCGUCCUUGGGCAUCUUUCCCGUUUGAUUUUUGUGCGUGUUGAUACAAAUCCUAUUGAUCUUUUUCUGGGUUUGUUCAUUCAUUUCUUCAGCCCGUCAAAUUUUGACGGUAAUAGUUCAUCAUACUUCAUGACUGUUUGUCUGGAAAUCAUCUGAACUCCCGAUGUCUGAGGAAUCUGAAACAAAUGAGAGAUAUAUGUCAUACUCUCCAGAGGAUAAUUAUCCUACAACCUCUAACAGUAAUUCGGAUGACCACACAAAUCAUCAUCCUGAUGAGAUUUCAUUUAAAGUUGAAACGUCCAAUUCAUCACCUCUUAGUAGUUUUACAAAUGUCACACGUGAGCUUCCAAAACCUCGUAAACAACGAGUACCAAAUAGUGCAAUGGAUGAAGCUACUUUGAUUGCUCUUAGACCAUUCAAAUGUGAUGAAUGUGGUAAACGAUUGGAAAAGGCUCGAACAUUAAGACUACAUAAACUAUCAGUACAUGAAGGUCGUAGACCAUUUGCCUGUGAUAUAUGCAAUGCUUGUUUUACACAAAAUGGCCAUCUGAAACAACAUAUUCAAACAGUUCAUAAAGGAUUACGACCGUAUAGUUGUGAUGUUUGUAAUAAACGUUUCACUAAAGCCCGUUCAUUGAGGCGGCAUAAUUGUGAAAAAAGUGGUCCAUUAAAACCUUUUGUUUGUGAUGUAUGUGGUCGUGGUUUCUCACAUAUGCACACAAUGAAAACUCAUCGUGCUUCAAUUCAUGAAGGUUGUCUUCCUUUCGCUUGUGGAAUUUGCGGUGCUCGUUUUCGUGAAUCUUCUGAAUUACAAAAACAUAGACGUACAUUUCAUGCAGGUGAAAUUAGUUAUAAUUGUGGUGUUUGUGGAAUCGCAUUCCAACACGCUGCUGAUAUGCGUCAACAUAGAGCUACUGUUCAUAAUUCUGAAAGACCUCAUGUGUGCGAUAUUUGUGGGAAAUGUUUCGGUCAAGCAAGUAAAUUACUUCAUCAUAAAUCUGCCGUUCAUGAAGGGAAACGUCCACAUUUAUGCGAUAUCUGUGGUGCUCGUUUCACACAAAGUGUUCAUCUGAAACAGCAUAAAGCAUCAGUUCACGAAGGUAAAAAACCUUAUCAAUGCAAUUUUUGCCAGCGAAGAUUCACUCAACUUGGACAUGUCCGUGUUCAUAAGUGUGUUGUAGAUCAAGGUUUCAAACGUCACACCUGUGAUGUAUGCGGUAAACAGUUUACACAGUUAGGUACUUUGAAGAAACAUAUUGCUGGUGUACAUGAAAAGUUACGUCCUUAUCAAUGUGAAUCUUGUCCUAGUGCCUUUGGUACAACUAGUGAAUUACGUCGACACAAAGAAAAUGUUCAUGAGGGUAGAAAUGCUCGAAAGUGUCGUUAUUGCAAUGAACUAUUCAAUACAGUCGAUAAUUUGAAGCAACACAUAACUUUGAAACAUUCCGAGAGAAAAGAAUUCACUUGUGAAUUAUGUGGUGAUCGUUUCAGUCGACAAGUUGCUAUGACUCGUCAUAUGAUCACUACACAUGCCGAUGAGAAACCCAGACAAUGUGGUAUAUGUGGUGUUUCAUUUUCAUCGCUGGCGGAAUGGAAAUCUCAUUCAACAUUGUGUAGUAAUGAUGCAUUUAAACACGUAUGUCAAUUGUGUGGCGAUCGUUUUACCACUGUCAUUCAUUUACGCUAUCACAAACGAACUGUACAUCAGAAGACUCGAACAUAUGACUGUACACAAUGUGGACAAAGUUUUCUUCGUCUCAACAGUUUCAAAUAUCAUUGUUGUAUAGAAAAUAAAUCGACCAGUGUGAAAACUGAUGAUAACUCCGUAUCAUCAUCAUCAUUAUUAUCAACCUCAAAUCAACUAUCUACACUUCAAUCACCUGUCACUACUCAACAAUCAACAACAUCAUCGGAUUUCCCUACACCUUUAUUAGGUAUUGUGCCACCAGGGUCAUCAAAUAAUCCAAAUCUUACAGCUAUUGCAGUUCUAUCAGCUGUAGUCUCAAGUUUUGGUCUAUCAGCAUUGUCUUCAACUUCUGAAUUUACGCCUAAUUCACACAAGUCUACCGACAAUACAAACAAUACAGAUCCUAAUUGUGUGUCUGCUGAACAAUCUUCCACACUUCCUACUCCUUUACUUGAGUUGGCACAAUCACUUCCCAACUUUUUCUUUAAAAGUCCUGCAAUCACAACGGCGACGUCUUUAGACUCUUCCUCUACUCCUAAUGUUAGCACUGCCGACCAAACAUCUGCAAUGAAUCAUACUACAUUGACAAAUGCUUUAACUGUUCUCAACACAUUCGCUUCUUCAUUCCCUAAAAAUGGAUUUCAUUUGCCAAGUAUGCACAGUACUUCCAAUAUUAAACAAUUAACUAGUAGUACCGACUCGAAUACAGUUAAGACAGAACCAAUCACUACUAGUACUACUAUCACUGAAAUUGAUCCAUCUAUAUUAAUUUAAUAAAAAGAUAUAUCCAAGAUUUUCACGUAUCCUAUAGGAUCUACUAUUCCAGGAUCCAGGAUCGUUUUCUCAAUCAGACACUUAUUUGUUCAACAUUUAUCUACAUCAUUUUUGUGUUCUUGCUUCUUUACACUUAUCCCUUAUAAUACAUUCAGCUUAAUUAUUAACAAAUUGUAAUUCAAUUCACCAUUGUACAAAUCUUUGUUUAAUCUCUUUGUACAUUGAAAAUUAAAAGAAUUAAUGGAAUUGAUUUAUUUUUGACCCUGAAGCGUAUAGACUAACGGUACAUGCAUCAUAAUGUUAUAAUUUAAUCUGUUUGUAUAUCCUACUAACUAUUAACCUUCUUAUUGUAGUUCAUUUAUAUGCUAAAACGAUCGAUAACUCCAAAUCAUGAAGAUCAGAUAGAUCAGUG
This is a messenger RNA of Schistosoma curassoni, 2881 nucleotides long. NCBI's taxonomy places the organism in Eukaryota, Metazoa, Platyhelminthes, Trematoda, Strigeidida, Schistosomatidae. The record is from the annotation of a GenBank genome assembly.